GCAAAAACUAUCAAUACCUCUGAAAUUUUCCUACCAAAAAAAUUCCAGAAAAAAAGGAAAGAAAAAGCAGGAAAUGGCAUUGGCAACAACGUUUCUCUCAUCUGCAAACUCCUUCCUCUCCUCCUCCUCCUCCUCCUCAUCAUCAUCUUCUUUAUUUUUUCGACAAAAGAACAAUGCCAUGAGACAGGUGUCUAUUUGCAGAGCUUUCAGUGAGUCACCAUCACCAUCACCAUCUUCUCCAAUUUUAACGAAACGAAGCCUCUCUAUUUCCUUCAUCACCAGCUUUGUCUUCUCAUUGGCUAGCAGGAGCAAUUCCAGUGCCAAUGCAGCUAUAUUGGAAGCUGAUGAUGAUGAAGAGCUAUUGGAGAGAGUGAAGAGAGACAGAAAGAAGAGGAUUGAAAGACAAGGUUUCAUUAGUUCAUCUAACAAGGAAACAGGAUAUUUGCAGGAUCUGGUUUACAAGCUGAGCAAAGUGGGUCAAGCCAUAGAAAACAAUGAUCUAUCAACAGCUGGUUCAGUUCUUGGCGGAAGCACAAAUACAGAUUGGGUCCAAAAGGCUAAUAUUGCUUUCUCCAAGGUAAACAUGGUUAAUAUUGUUCUUUCAUUCAAAUUAUUGUCCACAUGUGAUUGCUUUUGUGUUAUUUGUCCACAGCUGAGCUCCAGUACUGAGGAGAAGAAACAGGUGGAUACGUUCAAUUCAUCUCUAUCUUCAUUGAUUUCGUCAGUUACAGGAAAGGACAUUGAAUCCUCCAAAUUAGCUUUUGUGUCAUCUGCCACAGCAUUCGAGAAAUGGACAACCUUGACAGGGCUGUUCGGACAGCUCAAAGGGCUUUAGUUAGGACACGAUUAUGUUUUUUCCAGUUGUCGUGCACAUCCUUUCUUUCUCCUUUCGAGCAUUCUGAGUUCCAUUCCUUUUAACACCCUCGCUUAUAUUGUUUGAUCUGUAUGAGUAGUUCCAGAAACUAGAGACCCAACAGGCUAUUUUCCCUGCACAAGAGUUGUAGUUCUUUGCUCAAUCCUCUUGAGCUACAAGUAUAAAACAUUUCUUAUAAAUUGAAUUUCUAUGAAAAUUGCAGUUAAGUUUUAA
This is a messenger RNA of Manihot esculenta (cassava), 1087 nucleotides long. RefSeq names its product thylakoid lumenal 16.5 kDa protein, chloroplastic. Bases 74 to 835 code for a protein of 253 amino acids. The transcript has 3 exons. Gene Ontology annotation, biological process: photosystem II repair. Lineage: Eukaryota; Viridiplantae; Streptophyta; Magnoliopsida; Malpighiales; Euphorbiaceae. The record is from RefSeq and is a predicted model, not a curated record.